AUGGCGUCGGCGCGCCACGUGCUGCGUAACGCGCUCUCCGCGUUCCGCUCCCGCAUCCGCGAGUCGAGCACUCUCAUCAACCCCCGUUACAAGCACGUUUUGCAAGCCACCAGUAGUUCACCCACAUCAAGCUCCUUCCCCCCGUUAGUAGAUCGAGCCGCCAUCUCGCCGCAGUUUCACCACCAAAGCCCCCUCUACCUUCGUUAUAGCAACCCGUUGCCUUCCCCGCACCCGCGCGCGUUCUUCCCUCACGCUUCAGUCACAUCCGCGCAACAUUCUAACGCAGGUCUCGACGUUAGUAUAGUCACACCCGUGCAGCAGCUGCAUUCGCCAGCCUGCUGGCGGGUGACGUGGCAUCCGCAGAGCACACGCCAAGGGGUUGCUGUAGUCGCGCUGGUGGGCUGCAGUGCCACGUCAGCAGCAUCUGCGUUGUUCCAUCAUGGCAUCUCCGUUCUCUCUCAAGAGACCAAACCAGCCGAACCAACCAGCCAGAGCCAGCAGCAGCAGCAGCAGCAACCCCAGGCAGCCCGGCAGCUGCCGAACCAGCAGAAUCAGCAGGCUCGGCGGAGGUUCGGAGCGAGCGGGCCAACAGGGAGGCAGGCAGAGGCGAAUAAGUCCCAUCUAAUGUACUUAAUAGCUGCCGCGCUGGCCAUGCUGGGUGCUGCCUAUGCCUCCGUGCCCCUCUACCGCCUCUUCUGUCAAGCCACUGGGUUUGGGGGGACGACGCAGAGGAAAGAGACGGUGGAGGAGAAGGUGGCACGGCAGAGUGCAGACAACACUGCAGCGCCUGCCAGGGAGCUGGUGAUUCAUUUCAAUGCUGACGUGGCAGAGGGACUGCCGUGGCGCUUCAUCCCCACACAGAGAGAGGUUCGGGUGAGGCCCGGCCAGAGCACGCUCGCGUUCUACACAGCGCACAACAAGAGUGAUAAGCCCAUCACGGGCGUCAGCACCUACAACGUCUCUCCCAUGAAGGUGUGUGUGCGCCACUCGUGGUGUGCUGCUCUUGGUGUGCCGCCCAUAGUGUCCGCCCAUGUCUUGAAUGUGUGUUUGCCGCGUCAACUCAAAGCACAACAAGAGUGA
This is a messenger RNA of Closterium sp. Naga37s-1, 1080 nucleotides long. NCBI's taxonomy places the organism in Eukaryota, Viridiplantae, Streptophyta, Zygnematophyceae, Desmidiales, Closteriaceae. The record is from the annotation of a GenBank genome assembly.